This is a messenger RNA of Exophiala aquamarina CBS 119918, 834 nucleotides long. RefSeq lists its product as uncharacterized. Bases 1 to 834 code for a protein of 277 amino acids. Lineage: Eukaryota; Fungi; Ascomycota; Eurotiomycetes; Chaetothyriales; Herpotrichiellaceae. The record is from RefSeq and is a predicted model, not a curated record. The transcript has 4 exons.
AUGCUGAGUGACGGUGUGAGGCAGAUCAAUGCCGUAUCUGAGAGUUUGCCACCUGAUGAGCGUGGAAUUCUACAGCUCUCCGAGGCAGAGGUCGCUCACCAAUUCGGCAUCGAGCGGAAUAGCAGCCUUUACAAUCCUGACUUCUUCGGUCAAGGCGCAUUGGCAACGCUCAACCCCUAUUCCCUCGAGCUCAAGCAUUACCGCACUUGGGCCUCAACUGUGGGUGGCUCAACGAGCCGUAGCCCCAACAUGUCUCGCCUUCUUUAUCCGACCUUACCCGUCAUCCAGCCCAACAAAAUGAGCGUCAGCAUUGGGUGCAUCAAUCUCUUUCAGGGAAUCCUGAACACGACAAACUCUCCCGCACUCGCACUGCAAGCGGGACCCGCCUCGCAGCCUCGCAGCCUUGUGGUCUGGGUUUCUCUUCUGAAGCUAGACCCAAAGCGGCAGAUGAAGAAGGGCUACAAGCAGGGAAAGGAAGAAUUCCAGUCGCCAGAGCUCCUGCGAUCUAUAGCUUGGCACUUUCGGCCGCAUUUAAUAUCCAAACCUCUCGCCUGGAUGAAACCGCUAACUCUACAGCCCUUGAUGUCGACAUCUCCAUAUGAUGUGAAGGCAUUAGCGACGGAAGCAUUAUGGCAACCAUAUCCGAAGCGGGAGUUGGAAGUGGCCUAUUACCCGUUUGCUGUCAAUGAAGCAAGGUUUCGCUUGUACGUGAUUGCAGCGGAUCUACUACCCUUAGUCUUAUGCGGCAAUCCAGAGGACAGUCCUUUACCUGGUCAUGUCUCUUUAGACACUGCGGCAAAGUUCAGCCAGUUCGAGCUGGCCUGGUCCGUGUAA